GCGUUGCAGGAAGUGGCAAACAAAGUUGAUUUCUGAAAAGGUUAGCUGGAAUUUUUCAUUCAACAGCUGCAUUGUAAGUUACCGUUGCUGACUGAUUCUUCCUGUGUUCCUGCACACGCGUGACGAUCAGCGUGACCUACCAUGUCUCGUGUCCGCCAGCCCCCCCUGGUCACGGGCAUCUCGCCCAAUGAGGGCACCUCAUGGACCAAGGUCACCAUCCGAGGAGAGAACCUGGGCACGGGUCCCGCUGACCUCGUUGGUCUGUCCAUAUGUGGUCACAACUGCUUGCUGACGGCUGAGUGGAUGUCAGCCAGUAAGAUAGUGUGUCGUGUGGGCCCAGCCAAAGACGAUAAGGGAGAGAUCAUCGUCACCACCAAGUCAGGAGGCCACGGCACCUCCACCGUCUCCUUCAAACUGCUCAAGGCUGAGAAGAUCGGUAUCCUGGACCAGUCUGCUGUGUGGGUGGAUGAGAUGAACUAUUACGACAUGAGAACCGACCGCUACAAAGGCAUCUCCCCCCUCUCCCUACGACCCAGCAAUCCGUUAGGCAUCGACUUUGACAAGGGUAAGGUCCCUCUGAAAGAUCUGGAGGCAUUGUUUCCAGGUGUGAGUGGAGAGUUCACCAGCGAGAACUUCUCAGCUACUUGGUACCUUAUCGAGAACCACUCUGUCACCAGUUUCGACCAGUUGCGUAUGGCAGCCAGUAACCUGAAGAAGCAGGCCACUAAAAAGAACGAGGGCAGUCUGGCCUAUGUGAAGGGAGGCCUCAGCACCUUCUUCGAGGCUCAGGAUGCUCUCGCAGGGUUGACGGAACUUGGCUCUCUUGAUGCAGCUAUACACCAGAGGUUGGAGUCAGACGGGACAGAAAGGGUGGAGGGCUCCAUGACACAACGCCUGGAGAAUGUUCUCAACAGAGCCAGUGAUACAGCAGACACUCUGUUCCAGGAGGUGUUGGGGCGGAAGGAUAAAGCUGACUCAACGCGGAAUGCCCUCAACGUCCUGCAGCGCUUCAAGUUCCUCUUCAACCUGCCGCUCAACAUCGAACGCAACAUACAGAAGGGAGAUUAUGACGUGGUGAUCAAUGACUAUGAGAAAGCCAAGUCUCUGUUCAGCAACACGGAGGUCUCGGUCUUUAAAAAAGUGUAUGCCGAGGUGGAGACGAGGAUCGGGGCUCUGAGGAGUCUGCUCCUGGACAAGCUACUGGAGACUCCUUCAACCCUGCAUGACCAGAAGAGAUACAUAAGGUACCUGUCUGACCUGCAUGCAUCAGGGGACCCUGCCUGGCAGUGUAUCUCCGCCCAGCACAAGUGGAUCCUCGGACUCAUGCAGAACUGCAAGGAGGAGUUUAUCAAUUACCAGAGAGAGAGAGGGAUGAGAGCUGCUGCUGUUGAUCCAGUGGGCUUGGGGGCCAUAGCCCUGGAUCUAGAGGGGGACCCUCGCCCAUCGGCUUUCAGUAGGAUCAGGGACACAGCUCCUCUGAGUAAGGGGGGCAUCUUGCAUACCCCUCGCCACAGCACCUGGCAUUAUGAGACACCCCAGCAGGUGCAGUUUGUGGAGAAGCUGUCGGACGUGGUGAUUGGCCAGCUGCCCAACUUCUGGAAGCUCUGGAUCUCCUACGUCAACGGCAGCCUCUUCAGCGAGACUGGAGAGAAAUCUGGCCAGGUUGAAAAGUCAAAGAAGAAUGCCAGGCAGAGACAGAACGACUUUAAGAAAAUGAUAGAGGAGGUGACUCAUCGCUUGGUGAAGCUGGUGAGAGGUGCUCUGCUCCCCUCCACCCUGACAGAGCUGGAGCUGAGAUUGUACGGUGGCUGGGAGAAUAAGACUGAGCUCACUGGACCCUGGCUCACUCAGGUCAUACACACCGUCAGAGUAAUUUUUGAGGCUCUGGUAGCUCUCGAGAUCCCCAAUGAUCUACUGCAGGUGAUCCAGGAUCUAUUGUUGGAGCUGAGACACCACUGUCUACUGGUCACCCUGCACCACACCGCAGAUGAUGUCAAAAGGGUUGCAGAGAAAGAGGACUGGGUCGUAGACAAUGAAGGAAUCACCAGCCUGCCGGCCCAGUUUGAGCAGUGCAUGGUGCAGAUGCUUCAGUCACUCAAAGAACCCAUGGAGACCAAACCUGGGGAGGUCAAUAUCCUCCAGUUGGAUCAGGACCAGGCCUCAGAGCUCUGUGUGGACAUCAUAAAGGUUCGAGAGCAGGUGGAAAAGCUCUGGAAGGACAUCAAUAAGGUGUUCAUCAACUGCCUGGAGCAGCUGAGCACUAAAACAGACAGAGACAUCGACACCUCACAUAUGUCUGUGGACCUGGCCUCUCCAAACUUGUUCAGUGGCAUUCAGGAGGACUUCUGUCCAACACUGGAGCAGCGUCUGCUGAUCAUCCUCAGUAACUGUCAGUACCUGGAGAAACACACCUUCCUUAAUCUGGCUGAACACUUUGAGAAACACGGAUUCACCGGGACUGAGAAGAUCACACGGGUGACUGUACAUGCGGUGAAGGAGCUGGAUGAGAGUUUGUUUGAUGCCUAUAUCGAGAGGAAGUCUGAUCCCAUCGUAGGAUCCCUGGAACCAGGCAUCUAUGCUGGACACUUCGACUGGAGGGACUGCAGUACACCCACAGGUGUGAGGAACUACCUGAAAGAAGCCUUGGUGAACAUCAUCACUGUCCAUGCAGAGGUCUUUACAGUGUCUAAGGACCUAGUUCCCAGGGUUUUGACUAGAAUCAUUGAGGGUGUGGCGGAAGAGAUGAGUCGCCUGAUGCAGUGUGUCUCCUCCUUCAGCAAGAACGGAGCCAUACAGGCCCGUUUGGAGAUAGAUUCUCUGAGAGAUGCUGUAGCCUCCUACCUGUCAUCUGAGAGCCACGCCAGCUUCAAGCAGGCUCUGGAGGUCCUUCCCCAGCUACACAACGGAGCAGACAAAAAGUUACUGGAGGAGCUGCUGAAUAAGUUUAAGAGCAGUAUGCAGCUCCAGCUCACCUGUUUCCAGCCCUCUAAUGUCCAGCCUGUCAAGAGAUGAGUCUGUACAAUGUCUCUUCAACAUUAAUAUAAUGGCACGAUAGUAUCUCUAUCUAUCAAAAAUGUGCAAUGCCUAUUUACUUGCACUCUCCUGGCUUUUUGUUAAAUUGUUAUAAGAUCUAGAAUGGAAAUUUGCACACUAGUCUUUUUCACGCUAAUCUCAUUAAUCUUAGAUAUGUACACUCAUUUUCUGAGUUAAUCUCACAGUUAAUCUGGGCAGCCCCUCUACUGUGGAAUCAUGCUAAUUAUGCUAUUGUUAGAUGGCCACUCAUCUAGAAAUCAGCAUCCAGUCCCUUGUAGGCAAGCUAGGUCAUGCUAGCCUGGUGUUCGUGACACCAGUUAACAUAUGUGGUCCCUGAUUUCUGUAUGUUCAUAAAGAAACUGCACAUGGUCAUUAUUAUGCUCUGUCCUCUUAUUACCGUCUCAAUUGCCAAAUAAAGACACAUUUACAUUA
This is a messenger RNA of Salmo salar (Atlantic salmon), 3465 nucleotides long. NCBI's taxonomy places the organism in Eukaryota, Metazoa, Chordata, Actinopteri, Salmoniformes, Salmonidae. The record is from RefSeq and is a predicted model, not a curated record.